CUCUCUCAGGAGACUAUCAACAUGGUGAUGUUGACCAUUCUUCUGCUGGUCAGUGCUGCCUUUGCACUGGGUGAUACCCUAACACUGGACGAAGCAAAUGCUAUGAUGGAAUCUGCAGCAGAUAAAAAAAGCCCCACAGACUGGUUCCAGUUUAAUUCACGCUGCUUCAUGUUUGUUGAGACUGCAAGGACAUGGCCUGAAGCAGAGCGCCACUGUAUGUUCCUUGGAGCAAACCUGGCGUCUGUGCACAGCUCUGUGGAGUCCCAAUUUCUACAGGCGGUGGUGUUGAUCAAGACUGGCGAUUUCCCUCUGACCUGGAUUGGAGGAUAUGAUGCUGUUCAGGCAAAUGUGGAAAAGGACAGGCUAUGGUUCUGGAGUGACGGAUCCAAAUUUGAUCACGAGAACUGGGCGAAAGACGAGCCCAAUAACUAUCAGGGUGCCAGAGAGCCAUGUGUUCAGAUGAACUUUGGAGAUAAACAUGCCUGGAAUGAUGAAUUAUGUGGAAGGAGAUAUCCCUCGGUAUGCUCCAUAAGAAAUUGUUCAAACUAUCAAUGA
Salvelinus fontinalis (brook trout) is the source of this 555-nucleotide messenger RNA. Its product is annotated as ladderlectin-like. Gene Ontology annotation, molecular function: signaling receptor activity. The transcript has 5 exons. Lineage: Eukaryota; Metazoa; Chordata; Actinopteri; Salmoniformes; Salmonidae. Bases 22 to 555 code for a protein of 177 amino acids. The record is from RefSeq and is a predicted model, not a curated record.